UUUGACGCCACAGGCAGGGGCCCAAUGAGGGACGCCGCGGUGUGGGCGGGGUCUCGCAGCGCCCCGCCUCCCGGGGCCGUCCCACAGCAGCCGGCCUGGGCGGGGCGGUCGACGCGCUGGUCGCCUGUGCUCUCCUGCGACGUCAGGCUCCUUGGUGUGUCAGCCCUGUUUCCAAGGUCACUGUAUCUCUAUAUUACAGAAAACGCAUUAAAGACUGUUCAGAGCAAUUUUACGGGACAUAGCUAUGGCGGCCAGCCUCAAAGAUGGCUCCAGUGGUCCCCACCUCCUGGAAUGCACGCUCGUGGAGUCUCCUCCUGCACUGUACAUGGGUCGGUACGACUUCGUGGUGGCAGAAAUGAGUUUGAAGGCACAGUGGAAGUGUACGCCCAUGGAGGUUGGGGCGCAGUCUGCAGCAGCCACUGGGAUGACGCUGACGCCUCGGUCGUUUGUCACCAGCUGCAGCUGGGAAGAAAAGGCGUCGCAAAACAAACCCCGUUUUCCAGCCUGGGCCUUAUUCCCGUUUACUGGAGCCACGUUCGUUGCCGCGGAGACGAAGACAGUUUACUGCUGUGUGGAAAAGACAUCUGGCGGGGCGGGCCGUGUCCUCAGAAGAUGGCAGCCGCCGUCACGUGCAGCCUUUCCCAGGGUCCCGCGUCCCCUGUCCUGCGCCUUGCUGGCGGGAGCAGUGUGCACGAGGGCCGUGUGGAGCUCUACCAUGCUGGGCAGUGGGGGACCGUCUGUGACGACCAGUGGGACGACGCAGAUGCAGAAGUGAUCUGCAGGCAGCUGGGCCUGAGCGGCAUCGCCAAAGCGUGGAGCCGCGCGCAUUUUGGGGAAGGGUCCGGCCCGGUCAUGCUGGAUGAAGUGCGCUGCACGGGCAACGAGCUUGCUAUCGAGCAGUGUCCAAAGAGCUCGUGGGGAGAGCACAACUGUGGCCACAAGGAAGACGCCGGCGUGUCCUGCACCCCUCUGACGGAUGGGGCCCUCAGACUUGCAGGUGGGAAAGACAGCCAUGAGGGUCGCCUGGAGGUGUAUUACAGGGGACAGUGGGGGACCGUCUGCGAUGAUGGCUGGACAGAGCUGAAUACAUAUGUGGUUUGCCGACAGCUGGGAUUUAAACACGGCAGGCAGGCCGCUGCACACCACUUUAAGGAGCCCGCAGGACCCGUGUGGCUGGAUGACGUCAGCUGCUCGGGAAAGGAAACCAGCUUCCUUCAGUGUUCCAGGCGGCAGUGGGGAGCACAUGACUGCAGCCAUCGGGAGGACGUGGCUCUGGCCUGCUACCCCGGCGGCGAGGGACACAGGCCGUCUCUGGGUUUUCCCAUCAGACUGGUGGACGGAGAAAAUAAGAAAGAAGGACGCGUGGAGGUGUUUCUCAGCGGCCAGUGGGGGACAGUCUGCGAUGACGGGUGGACUGACAAGGACGCAGCUGUGACCUGUCGCCAGCUCGGCUACAAGGGACCUGCCAGAGCCCGCCCCAUGGCCUAUUUCGGGGAGGGGAAGGGGCCCAUCCACGUGGAUAACGUGAGGUGCACAGGGACUGAGCGGUCCCUGGCCGACUGUGUCAAGCAGGAACUGGGAAGACACAACUGCCGCCACAGCGAAGACGCAGGCGUCAUUUGUGAUUAUUUUGGCAAGAAAGCAUCAGGCAACGGUAGUGCAGAGUCCCUGGCGGCCGUCUGCGGGAUGAGGUCACUGCACUGGAGGCAGAAGCGCAUCAUCGGCGGCAAAAACUCCUUAAGGGGGGGUUGGCCUUGGCAGGUGUCGCUCCGGCUAAAGUCGUCCCAUGGAGAUGGCAGGCUCCUUUGUGGGGCCACACUCCUCAGCAGCUGCUGGGUCCUGACAGCGGCACACUGCUUCAAGAGGUUCGGCACCGGGCCGCGGAGCUACGCCAUCCGCGUCGGGGAUCACCACACGCUGGUGCCGGAGGAGUUCGAGGAGGAGCUCGGGGUCCAGCAGAUCGUCGUGCACCCGGAGUACCGCCUGGACGGCAGCGACUACGACAUCGCCCUGGUCAGGCUGCGCGGGCAGGAGCAUUGCGCCAGCUUGGGCAGCCACGUCCGGCCGGCCUGCUUGCCGCUCCCGAGGGAGAGGCCGCAGAGGACGGCCUCCAACUGUUACAUCACCGGCUGGGGAGACACAGGACGAGCGUAUUCCAGAACUCUCCAACAAGCAGCCAUCCCCUUACUCCCCAAGAGGUUUUGUGAAAAACGCUACAAGGGUCGGUUCACAGGAAGGAUGCUCUGUGCUGGAAGUCUCCAUGAACACAGACGUGUGGACAGCUGCCAGGGGGACAGCGGAGGACCCCUCAUGUGUGAGCGGCCCGGAGGGACCUGGGUUGUAUAUGGGGUGACCUCCUGGGGUUACGGCUGUGCAGUCAAGGACUCGCCUGGCGUUUACACCAAAGUUUCAGCCUUUAUACCUUGGAUAAAAAAUGUCACCAAAUUGUAAUUCAUAGAAACCUCAGGAGAAAAGUGUUUAAAGAAUCUGUUGGAAAAUUUUCAACCUCCACAUCAGUACUCAGCUGAAAUGCCAGCUGAUGGCGCUGGGGUCCGUGUGAUUUGCU
Pteropus alecto (black flying fox) is the source of this 2566-nucleotide messenger RNA. It is a transcript of the gene PRSS12, whose product is annotated as serine protease 12. The transcript has 15 exons. The record is from RefSeq and is a predicted model, not a curated record. Gene Ontology annotation, cellular component: membrane. Gene Ontology annotation, biological process: proteolysis. NCBI's taxonomy places the organism in Eukaryota, Metazoa, Chordata, Mammalia, Chiroptera, Pteropodidae. The coding region runs from base 25 to 2451 and encodes 808 amino acids. Gene Ontology annotation, molecular function: serine-type endopeptidase activity.